Pungitius pungitius (ninespine stickleback) is the source of this 8745-nucleotide messenger RNA. RefSeq names its product myosin IXAa (gene myo9aa). Gene Ontology annotation, biological process: intracellular signal transduction; establishment of epithelial cell apical/basal polarity. Gene Ontology annotation, molecular function: microfilament motor activity; ATP binding; actin filament binding. Gene Ontology annotation, cellular component: axonal growth cone; myosin complex; actin filament. The transcript has 46 exons. The record is from RefSeq and is a predicted model, not a curated record. NCBI's taxonomy places the organism in Eukaryota, Metazoa, Chordata, Actinopteri, Perciformes, Gasterosteidae. Bases 436 to 8550 code for a protein of 2704 amino acids.
CCCCGCAGCAGCGGCACUGAUUAGCGAGGCGAAGUGGAGUUUUUUUUUUUUUUUUCGGCGACAAGUCAGCGAGCUGCGAAGGGUUCCGCUUGAGACCCGAAUUUACGGAUAAUAACGGAGGCGGAACACGCAGGCGAGUGUUCGAGCGCGGACUCGGGCUUUCGAGGAGUUGUUCGGCUGCCGAGCGGGCGGCAGAGAGGAAGGAAAAACAAAUUAAUUGAAUUGGAAUGAAGGGAAUUAAAUAGAGACGUAGGCUGCGAACUGUCGCGAACGCAUCCCGAGAGCGGACCGGACCGGACCGGACGACUCGAGCCCCCACUUCCCACUGACUUCAGCGGACUGGAGUGGUAAUGCCUUGAGUCUGCGUCUUCUCCAGCCCAGUAAAGGACGCCGCGCCAGUGCCGGGCUGCCGCUAAUGGGAACCCUUGCUCCGCCAUGAGUGGUCGUGAUGGCGGCGGCGGCGGGGGCGGCGGCAUGGGCACACUGGGCCGGCGGCCGCGCUGCGAGGACUCCGAGUUCACCGUGCGCAUCUACCCGGGCGCCCUGGCCGAGGGGACCAUCUACUGCCCGAUCAGCGCCCGCAAGACCACCACGGCGGCCGAGGCCAUCGAGCGCGUCAUCCAACGCCUGCAGCUGGACCGCAACAGGUGCUACGUCCUGGCCGAGGUGAAGGAGUUCGGCGGGGAGGAGUGGGUGCUGAACCCCAGCGACUGCCCCGUGCAGAGGAUGAUGCUUUGGCCCCGCGUGGCGCUGGAGCACCGCCCGCUGUCCGGCGGCGAGGAUUACCGCUUCCUCCUCAGGCAGAAGAACCUGGACGGCUCCAUCCACUACGGCGGCAGCCUCCAGAUGUGGCUGCGGGUCACGGAGGAGCGGCGGCGCAUGACGGAGCGCGGGCUGCUGCCGCAGCCGGAUUCCCAGGGGGACCACGCGGACCUGUGCCACCUGCCGGAGCUCAACGAGCGCUCGCUGCUGGACAACCUGCGCUCUCGCUUCCGGCAGGAGAAGAUCUACACGUACGUCGGGAGCAUCCUCAUCGUCAUAAACCCCUUCAAGUUCCUGCCCAUCUACAACCCCAAGUACGUGAAGAUGUACGACAAUCACGCCCUGGGCAACCUGGAGCCGCACAUCUACGCCGUGGCGGACGUGGCGUACCACGCCAUGCUGCAGAAAGAGAGCAACCAGUGCAUCGUGAUAUCCGGGGAGAGCGGCUCCGGGAAGACGCAGAGCACCAACUUCCUCAUCCACCACCUGACUGCUCUCAGCCAGAAGGGGUUCGCCAGCGGAGUGGAGCAGAUCAUCCUGGGGGCCGGGCCGGUGCUGGAGGCUUUUGGGAACGCAAAGACGGCCCACAAUAACAACUCGAGUCGCUUCGGCAAAUUCAUCCAGGUGAACUACCAGGAGAGCGGGACUGUCAGAGGAGCGUAUGUGGAGAAAUACCUGCUGGAGAAGUCCAGGCUGGUCUAUCAGGAGCACAACGAGCGAAACUACCACGUGUUCUACUACCUGCUGGCAGGAGCGAGUGACGAAGAGAGGGAAGCCUUUCACCUGAUGAAGCCUGAAGAGUACCACUACCUCAGCCAGAUGACAAAGUCCAGCCAGCAGCUGCGCUGGGACAGUAACUGUGAGAGUGAAGCGGACUGCUUCACGGUGGAAGGAGAAGACCUGAAGCAUGACUUCGAGAGGCUUCAGCUGGCCAUGGAGAUGGUUGGCUUUCUUCCUUCCACGCGCAAAAAGAUCUUCUGCCUGCUUUCGGCCAUCCUCCACCUGGGAAACAUCCGCUACAAGAAGAAAGCCUACAGGGACGACUCCAUCGACAUCUGUAACCCAGAGGUGCUGCCCGUCGUCUCCAAACUGCUGGAGGUCAAAGAAGAGAUGCUGUUCGAAGCGCUGACGACGCGGAAGACGGUGACGGUGGGAGAGAGGCUGAUCGUUCCCUACAAGCUGUCAGAGGCCGGUACGGUGAGAGACUCCAUGGCCAAGUCCCUCUACAGCGCUUUGUUCGACUGGAUCGUCUUCAGGAUCAACCACGCGCUGCUCAACAUCAGGGACCUGGAGGAGACCACCAAGAUCUUGUCCAUUGGGGUCCUCGACAUCUUCGGGUUCGAGGACUACGAGAACAACAGCUUCGAGCAGUUCUGCAUCAACUUCGCCAACGAGCGGCUGCAGCACUACUUCAACCAGCACAUCUUCAAGCUCGAACAAGAGGAGUACAGGGCGGAGGGCAUCAGCUGGCACAACAUCGACUACAUCGACAACACGGGCUGCAUCAACCUGAUCAGCAAGAAGCCCACGGCUCUGUUCCACCUCCUGGAUGAAGAGUGCAAUUUCCCUCAAGCCACCAACCAGACAUUGUUGGAUAAGUUCAAGCGGCAGCACGAGGGGAACAGCUACAUUGAGUUCCCCGCUGUCAUGGAGCCCGCCUUCAUCAUCCGACACUAUGCCGGCAAGGUCAAGUAUGGGGUCAAGGACUUCAGGGAGAAGAACACGGACCACAUGCGGCCGGACAUCGUCGCCCUGUUGAAGAGCAGCAAGAACGCCUUCAUCUGCGGGCUGAUGGGCAUCGACCCGUCGGCCACUUUCCGCUGGGCGGUGCUCCGAGCCUACUUCAGGGCCCUGGUGGCCUUCAGGGAGGCCGGGAAGAGACACACGCAGAAGAAGGCCGGGCAUGAUGACGCUGCUCCCUGUGCAGUUUUGAAAAGUGUGGAUAGUUUUAGCUUUCUGCAGCACCCUGUGCAUCAGAGGAGCUUAGAGAUCCUGCAGAGGUGCAAAGAGGAGAAGCACACUCCUGAAGAGAGUGAAAAUGUUGUAAAAAGUGAUGAAACUGAAAACGGUGUGAACAGAAAGAGUCCACGUACGCCGCUGUCAGACCUCCAAGGAAGCAACGCCAUCAACGAGAAAUCCCCCCGGGGUUCUCCGAGCCUCGGCUGGAACGGGCGCGCCGCACGAAGGAGCCGCUCGCCGUGCGCCGGCUCCGCCACCACAGAAGAAGACGGCAUCUUCGUCAACUCUGCCAGCAGCAAGCUCCUGGAGAGAGCCCACGACAUCCUGAUGCGAAACAAAAACUACAAAUCGAAGCCAGUUCUUCCGAAGCAUUUGCUUAACGUCAAGUCCCUGAAGUACCUCAGCAACCUGACGCUCCACGACCGCAUCACCAAGUCGCUGCUCCACCUCCACAAGAAGAAGAAACCACCCAGCAUCAGCGCACAGUUCCAGGCCUCCCUCAAUAAGCUGAUGGAGACUCUGGGUCAGUCCGAGCCCUACUUCGUCAAGUGCAUCCGUUCCAACGCUGACAAGCUGCCCUUGAGGUUUAAUGACAACCUGGUGCUGAGGCAGCUGCGCUACACUGGCAUGCUGGAGACGGUGCGCAUCCGACUGUCGGGCUACAACAUCAAGUACAGCUUCAAGGAUUUCACCCAUCACUUCAGUGUGUUGCUCCCGGAGCGCGUCAGGGCCACCAGAGAGGGCAUCCAGCAGAGCCUGGACCAGCUGGACCUCCAAGCAGACGGGUACCAAGUGGGAAAGACGAUGGUGUUCCUCCGGGAGGCUGAGCGCCAGCGGCUCCAGGCCGUCCUCCACGCCGAGGUCCUCAGACGCAUCGUGGCGCUGCAGCGGCGGUUCAGAGCGCUGCUGGAGAGGAAGCAGUUUGUGAGAAUGAGAGAAGCAGCGACCUGCGUCCAGAAGUGGUGGCGUUUGUGCCGGCCCACUGAGGACUUUGACCCUCACGUCCAGGAGGGGGCGGCGUUGUGCCUGCAGACGCACUGGCGGGGGUACAGGGAGCGUCGCCGGCUCAGGCUGUGGAGGGGGGCCGCCCUGGUGCUGCAGCGGGCGUGGAGGUCGUGGCUCUGCCGCCGCUGCACAGCAGCCGUGGUCAUCCAGGCGGCCUGGCGCUGUCACCGAGCCAGAGGCGCCUGCCUGCGUCUGUGCGGCGCCGUGAUGCAUCUGCAGGCGACCGGCAGAGGCUUCCUGGCCAGGCAGAGCUUCAAACAGCUGAGAGAACAGCGACUGCGGGAGGAGAAGGAGCGGAGGGAGGCGCCGCCCGCACUGCAGAACGGCCGGUCCAGUCCGUCGCCGGAAGAGGAGCCGCCGGAGAGGAUGACGGGUUUGGACCUCAGCACGUGGGAGGAUCGCUCCUACGAGCAGCGAGAACGGAGCCUCCGAAUCCUGAGCAGCCGCGAGGAGCAAGGAGGAGGAGGAGGAGGAGGAGGAGGAGGAGGAAGAAGAGGCGGGACACAAGAGUGCCCCUCUGAAGCGCAAGCUGAGUCGUUGGCGUCCAUCCAGACGUCCACUGUGGUGGUGCGAGAGAGGCCCAGAACUUUAGAAGAGCCCAGCCAGAAGACCACCCGGGCCAAGAGAGAGAGCCGGCGCAUGAGAGAGCUGGAGCAGGCCAAGUUCAGCCUGGAGCUCCUCAAGGUCCGUGCGACCGGCGGUGGAGCGUCCUCCCCGUCGGAGGAGCGGCGCUGGUCCGUGGAGCUGGUGGCGCCCGCGACCCCGCCGCCGCCGCUGCCUCCUCGUUCGCCCCAGGGGACGCCCGACAGCCAGAGCUCCAGGUGCAGCUUCGAGCUGCUCAGCAUGGAGGACGAGGCCCCCCGGGCCGUGGAGGAGGUGACCGACAGCGACGACCUUUGCUCCCCCGUCGCUCCGGCCGCUCCGGUUCCUGAGCCCGGCGCGGCGGAGCGAGGCCGGCGGCGGGGGGAUCCGCCGACCGCCUCGAGAACCCGGAUCGAAAACCACCUCCCCACCUUCUACGUCCCCCCCGCCAGUGAGGGCGGCGCGGCAGUCUCCCUCCGUCCCGCCGAAGAGCCCAGGCGGAGCGCGCCGGUCUCCAGGGACACCACCCACGUCCAGGAGCUUGUCAAAGAGAGGCGGGAGUCCCCGCGGCGCCCCGUGGUGGUGGUCAUCAGCAUGCAGAAGGAGUCGCCGAUGAGCCGAGAGCCGAGGGGCGUCGCCCCUCCGCCCGUGGAGGUCCGAGACCCCGGGGCUCCGAAGGGGCGGAGGCACCACCCUGACCCCGCCCCCGUUCCUUCCGCCGCCCCUCAGGCCGACGAGGCGCACAUCGAGAGGCUGGUGCGGCUGAACGAGGAGAAGGAGGCGCGGCGGCGUGACCUGCAGCAGCAGAACGAGAAGGAGAUGAUGGAGCAGAUCAGGCAGCAGAAAGAAGUGCUGGAGCGGCAGCGCCUCGCCUUCACCCAGAACGAGAGGGACGUCUUCGAGAAACAGCGAGGGGACGCGCUGCACAGGAUACAGCAGUGCCGUCGCGGCGGCGAGGGCGGCGGGACCGCCGGAGAGCGCCGCAGGCCCAGCUCGCUGCUGCUGGAGGGGGCGGCGGGGCCCGCCCCUCACCCGAGGACGCAUUCGGACUCCACCGCCCCGCCGGCGCGCUCUCGCCCCGCCGAGACGCAGCCGCAGCUGCCCCCGCCCCCCGCCUCCGUUCCCAGGGAGCGACGCAAGGAGAGCCGGCCCCCUGCCGAAGGCUGGGCGCCAAAACUCACGCUGGAGUCCAAGGAACGAGGCGGGCCCAGAGCGAGAGCGCCGGCGAAGAAGACGCCAAGUGAUCAAGGGCCAACGGUUGGUUUGAAGGAAAAGCCGAACAUCUUCUUCUCUCCAACGGACAAAGUGACAUUUACAAACAGGUUCGACAGCGAGGCGGCCUCCAGACUAACGCCCGCAGCCAUUCCCAGAGAAGCCCCGCCCCCCGUCUCCAAGCCCUCUAAAGGCGCUAAAACACGAGAUGUUUGCAGAGCGGGCCAAAAAAAGAAAGUCAGAAUGGCACGAACCCGCUCAGACUUUCUCACCCGCGCCCCAGCCCCCUCGGCUGGGGGCGACUCGGACGACGACGACGACGACUACGAAGACGGCGGCCCCCGCCACAACAGCCUGCCCUUCCCCAAACAGAGCGCCGCGGAGGUGGGCUUAAGAAAGUCCUGUUUCAGUGACUCUGAAAUGGACGCAAACUCAGAGGAGCAAAAGAAGAUCCACAAGGCCAUGUCGUCAGGAGAUUUGGUCAAACACGACUCGAUGCGCAAAAACUCCCAAGACGGAAGUUUGGCCAGGGCCCGUAAGAUCCGUUUCUGGGGCAAGACAAAGAACGGGGAGAAGAAGACCUCCAGGGAGAAGCUGAUCUGCGGCGCCGACUCGCUGGAUGGAGACUACGGGGAAACCGGGCCGCUGCUGGGAGACGGUCAGGAGAACACGUUGCCCCCCUGCAGCCCCGGCUUGACGCCGGACCGCGGCUUCCGGGACUUGAAGGAGAACAAGGAGCCGUCUCCCAAGGUGAAGCGCCGGCGCAGCGUGAAGAUUAGCAGCGCCGCCCUGGAGCCCGCUCAGUGGCAGAACGACGCGCUGCAGAUCCUCACCUGCACCAACGACUACCGCAGCAUGAACGACUUCCUCAUGAAGAAGAUCAACGACCUGGACAACGAGGACAGUAAGAAGGACACCAUGGUGGACGUCGUGUUCAAAAAGGCUCUGAAGGAAUUCCGUCUGAACAUCUUCAACUCUUACUCCACAGCGCUCGCUAUGGAUGAUGGUAAGAGCAUCCGCUACAAAGACCUCUACGCUCUGUUUGAGGACAUCUUGGAGAAGACCAUGCGACAGGAGCAGAGGGACUGGAGGGAGUCUCCCGUCACCGUGUGGGUCAACACCUUCAAGGUUUUCCUGGACGAGUUCAUGACGGAGUACAAACCUCUGGACAGCACACCCAGCAAGCAGGUACCGAAACCUGAACGCAAAAAACGGAGGAAAAAAGACGCAGACAUCGUGGAGGAACAUAACGGCCACAUCUUCAAGUCCACCCAGUACAGCAUCCCCACCUACUGUGAAUACUGCUCCUCACUCAUCUGGAUGAUGGACCGUGCCUGCGUGUGCAAAUUGUGCCGCUACGCCUGCCACAGAAAGUGCUGCCAGAAGACGACCAACAAAUGCAGCAAGAAGUUUGAUCCGGAGCUUUCCUCCAGACAGUUCGGAGUGGAGGUUUCCCGUCUGACUAACGACGAGAGGACCGUGCCGCUGGUGGUGGAGAAGCUCAUCAACUACAUCGAGAUGCACGGGCUCUACACCGAGGGCAUCUACAGGAAACCCGGCUCCACCAACAAAAUCAAGGAGCUCAAGCAGGGACUCGACACAGAUGUCGACAGCAUGAACCUGGACGACUACAACAUCCACGUCAUCGCUAGCGUCUUCAAGCAGUGGCUGAGGGACCUGCCGAACCCUCUGAUGACGUUCGAGCUGUACGAGGAGUUCAUACGCGCCAUGGCGUUGCGGGAUAAAAAGGAGACGAUCAGAGGCGUGUAUUCGGUCGUCGACCAGCUGAGCAGAACCCACCUGAACGCUCUCGAGCGUCUCAUAUUUCAUCUCGUCAGGAUCGCCUUGCAAGAGGACACCAACCGCAUGUCGGCCAACGCCUUGGCUAUAGUCUUUGCCCCCUGCAUCCUGCGCUGUCCCGACACCAUCGAUCCAAUGCGGAGUGUCCAAGACAUCGGCAAGACCACCGCGUGUGUAGAACUCAUCAUUUGUGAACAAAUGAAUAAGUACAAGAUUCGACUAAAGGACAUCAACAGCCUGGAGUUUGCAGAGAAUAAGGCCAAGUGCAGACUGACCAUCAUUCGCCGGUCGAUGAAAGCCGUACUAAUAGCCGUUAGAUUUAUGAGCAUAGCGCGCACUAUGCAGACAAAUGCGGCUAAAAAGGGAAAGGGCCGCGUGCAGCGACUGGGCCGCCACACGCCCUCGCCUCCGGUUACCCCGCGGCUGCCGUCCGUGGCCGAGCCCCUGAUAGAGAAGAGCGGCAGCGAAGGAGACGACGCGUUCGCCGAGAUCUCGGAGCACCAGCAGGCGGCCAUGCAGCAGGAGGAGAGAGUGCUGACGGAGCAGAUCGAAAGCCUGCAGAAAGAGAAAGUGGAGUUGACUUUUGAGAUGUUGACUCUGGAGCCACGCGCAUCGGACGAUGAGACGCUCGAGUCGGAGGCUUCUAUCGGUACAGCCGACAGCUCUGAAAACCUCAACGUGGACUCCGAAGGAACCUUUUCUGACUUCUCUGAGAGGGGUCCAGCGAUGACUUCCCCCUGGCCUCGGAGGGCCGAGGUGGCGAGGGCCGACGUGACGAGCCCCCGGCGCCGAGCCCUCCGCCGGCAGCCCGACUCCCUGGACUCCGUGGACUCCUGCGCGAGCGUUUCGUCCUACUCCUCCUCGUCUCACUUUCAGCCCUCGUCCUCUUCCCCCUCUGCCGCCACCCGCCGUUUUCGUUUCCACUCCAAGUCUCCUCCCUCCACUCUGGCCCAGGCGGCGGCAGCGCCGCCUCCUCCUCAGAGUCCGUCCCGAGCCUCCCGAUCCGACAACGCAGACAGGGGCCCUGCGGGAGACCAGGAAGCAGCGUGCGAUGAAAGGCCCCAGUUCACAAGCAGAGGCACCUUCAACCCAGGAAAGGGCAAACAGAAACUUAAGGGGGCCAAGCAUUCAACCCUGAGGCACUCCAGAGACGGCACCGGCCACCGCAGGGACCCUCCGGACAUGCCACAGCCGCUGGUAUUGUACGGCAGUAAUGAAUUCAUGGUAUGAAGGACACCUGGGAAAACCCAAAGCACUCCCCAUCCAACUCCCCGGCUGACGCACACCUUCUCAGUAGCGAGCGGCGUACUGCCGACAGAUGUCCGCUCCUCGAAGCACUCUCGCGAAGCCAUUCUUGAAGUCUGCAAAAAAAUAAAUAAAUAAAGUGUCCCCAAGUGCCGUGUACAGCGUUUCCACCUCCAGAGG